This is a messenger RNA of Phyllotreta striolata, 1495 nucleotides long. NCBI's taxonomy places the organism in Eukaryota, Metazoa, Arthropoda, Insecta, Coleoptera, Chrysomelidae. The record is from the annotation of a GenBank genome assembly.
GCACAAACUGAGUGCAAUGUCACAUAGAGCAAAGAGGCCUAAUCGUUCUGAAGAUGGCUCGGUACCUGCUAAAAGGCGUAAACGUACGACGGCGGAAGAAGAAGAAACGGCCGCCUUGGCAAAUAUCGCUUCGACAACCUCCGGAAAUACCGGUGGAGUAUCCGGUGGGGUAUCCGGUGGGGUAUCCGGUGGAGCCGGAGCCGUCUGGCAACCUCCGCGUUCUAAUGAUUUAAAAAGUAUUUAUAAUCGCACUACGACUGAAGCGCCUGCUGAGUUAUUUCGGAAAGAUCUUAUUUCUGCAAUGAAACUGCCCGAUUCCGAACCAUUAGCAAACGACGAAUACUGGGUGAUCGUCGAUCAAUGGAAACAGGAAUGGGAAAGGGGCGUGCAGGUUCCGGUCAAUCCGGAUUCGUUACCCGAACCGUUGGUCACCGUCAAAUCGAGCUCGACGAGGUUCAAGCUUCAAACCGAUUUCAAAUUACCUAAAAAAUACAUUCGGAUCACGAAAGACGAUAAUUUCAAGCCGGACGAUCACGUAUUAUCUCACGCUCCGACGAAAGCCGAAGCUGCUUGUUCGUAUGAUUUGGAUGAGUGCGAUGUUGCCUGGUUGAAGAUAUUCAACGCUGAAAGAGCAGCGAGCGGUUUGGGGCCCUUCUCCGAGGAACAAUUGGAGCGAGUCAUCGAGCGAUUAGAGUUAUGUUGUUGGGAUAAAAUCCAAUCUAUACUCAGAAACGAAGAGGGUUUAGGUAUAGAAUACGACGAGAACGUGAUUUGCGACGUUUGUCGAUCGCCCGACUCCGAAGAGGGCAACGAAAUGGUGUUUUGCGAUAGUUGCAAUAUAUGCGUACAUCAAGCGUGCUACGGCAUAACUCGAAUACCCGAAGGGCAAUGGUUGUGUUGCACGUGCAACAUCGGCAAGAGGCCCGAAUGCGUGCUGUGUCCCAACAAAGGGGGCGCCAUGAAAUGCCUUCGAACGGGGCAAAAGUGGGCCCACGUUUCUUGCGCUCUGUGGAUACCCGAAGUUAGCAUCGGAUGCGUGGAAAAGAUGGAACCCAUCACGAAGGUGUCGAGCAUACCGCAAAGCCGAUGGGCCUUGAUCUGCGUGUUGUGCAGAGAACGCGUCGGGGCGUGCAUCCAGUGCUCGGUGAAGACUUGCAAAACCGCCUAUCACGUGACGUGCGCCUUCAAGCACGGCUUGGAAAUGCGAGCGAUCAUCGAAGACGAGAACGCCGACGACGGCGUAAAAUUGCGUUCGUACUGCGAGAAACACAGCAAAUCGAGCAAAAAGGAGAAGAGCGUCUGUUCGGGUUCCGAAGACGACGACGUGAAACGGAAGAAACGCAAAGAUAUGACGUCGGAGGAGAAGAACCAAGCGAGGGCGGUGCGAUUGCAGGAGAUCGAAGCGGAAUUUUUCAAGCACUUUUUCAAGCAUUUUUCGAUGCAUUUUCUGAAUAAAAACCACGUAAACUUCGGAAAUUGUUUUAUUAGUAAAUAA